CUCACCUUCAUCGACAUAAUGACAUUUAGUUCUUGGGAUCUCCUCUUCGUCUUCCACGUAUUUCUCAUACCCUGCGGAGGAGGAGGAGACGUCCCUCUCCCAGUGACUGGCCGUGUAGGGGAGACUGUCACACUGCCAUGCCCUCUGAAUCUGGCAGAUCCCAUUGUAGGAGUCUCAUGGAUGUUUUGUAAAAAUGGGAAAAAAAUUCUACUGGGUGUAUCCAGAAACCAGAAGUUUAUCAGAGAGAAUGGGAAUUAUUUCCCCAACCGGCUGGAAGGGUCUAACAGUGGCACCGCAUUACUGAUCAGGGAGCUGAGAAUGGAGGAUUCUGGGAUCUUCACUGCACGGUUUCUUGUUAAUGGCGAAGAGGCAGAAAUUACUUAUAAUGUCACAGUGUUGGAGUCCAUCCCUACACCAGUAAUAGAGAAGACAUUAGAUGGGAAUUCCCCUGAUCUCUGCCGUCUUCAUUGUUCUGUCCCAUCAAACUCAACAACCCUGUCCUACAGUUGGACCUACAGAGAUACUGGCACUGACAGACUAUAUGCCAAUGGCAGCACAAUCACUGUAUCACUGAAGGAUAAGGCAUUGGGGGCAGAAUUUACCUGCUGGGUACAGAAUCCUGCUCACAGGAACAGCACAUCCACCCCUUUAUAUCCAUGUGGGGAGGCACAAAGAAAAGAUGGAGUUUGCUGGAUUAAGAUAUAUAUUAUUCUUCCUGUUUAUGCCUUACUCUCUGCUACUGUAAUGUUUGUUAUAUUUGUUCCAGUAUAGAAACAAGAAAUUGUGACAGACCCAAACAGACAAAGUGACAAUGACUAGUGAUGAGCAAGGUUUUUUGCCAGG
Molecule: messenger RNA, 843 nt
Organism: Xenopus tropicalis (tropical clawed frog)
Lineage: Eukaryota; Metazoa; Chordata; Amphibia; Anura; Pipidae
Product: CD48 antigen
Exons: 4
Coding region: 19-771 (250 amino acids)
Cellular component (GO): membrane
Source: RefSeq, a predicted model, not a curated record